Messenger RNA from Danio rerio (zebrafish), 1914 nucleotides. Lineage: Eukaryota; Metazoa; Chordata; Actinopteri; Cypriniformes; Danionidae. The record is from RefSeq and is a predicted model, not a curated record.
AAGCUAUGAAUCAACAAGUUAACUCAUGGACAACAAGCAAAAUAAAGUUUCCUCUGGAGGUAUUAUGACGAUAUUCCCUUGAGGUCAAACAUCUUUAUGUCCAAAAUUCUCACUCCUUGACUUUAGCAGACUUCUCAUUUGGGGGGAUUUAAGCACUUUCUUAUUUUCCUUUCCACACCCCCACGACAAUUUCUUUUUCCCCGACCAGCAUUAGAGGCUGUGACAUUUGAGCACAUCACACACAUGCAGCCCACCUCCAGCACAGCAUUACUCACAGCGAGUGUUUAAAAGCACCCGCUCAGACUCACAGAGGCUCAGUGUGGGCUUUCAGAUACAUGUGGGACAGUGGCGGAGUACCAGCACACAAAAACAACCCACAAGGCAUCUUAGUGGCUGUGGAGCAUCUGAUUUACUUCAAAAUAAUCUGAUUACAUGCAGAGAGAGACUAACGUACACAGAAUGUAUGCGCCCGGGGCCGUGCUGGCCCUCUGCCUGCCCUGCUUUUUAACUGGGAUCGUGUUCAGUUAUGAGUAUGGAGAGGAUUACUCUGAUUCCUACUAUAACGAGAUCUCCAAUGGUGACCGCGUGCAAUCAGAAGGCACUCAAAUCCCCUGUCCACCCCAGGACCUCUCCCGCUGGGACAAACUCUUCAUUAUGCUGGAAGACUCUCAGAUGAAGCAAAACAUGCUCCAUUGGCAGACUGAAGACAUGGUCAAGAAAGAGAUGGACUCUAUACGGAAGGAUCUCCAUAAGCUUAACAAUAACAAAGCAUGUGUCCAGGCUUCAGAAAACACUUGCAAGUGCAUAAGCGAACAGAUGAACCGCAAUAUAAAGCAAGUUAUGGAGCAGCUCAGAGAGGCUGCAGAUUCUCAUCAAGCCCAAAACAAUGAGACGCUGCAGCAGCUCAUUCAGCUGAGCCGACAUCAGGCUUCCCGUCUCGCCAAACUGGAGUUAGGAGCAGGACUAGGGCAGGUGGCCGUGAAGUCUUUUUCUGUUUAUCCAAAAGAACAAGAAGCAAGCAGUGCAGAUGGUGGGAAGUUGGAGAGAGCACUAAUGGCCGCCACUGCUGAUCUCCAAAGGGUGCAUGCCCAACUGGCCCUUUUCCAGAGAGCAACCGUAAACCGCUAUCUGCCCUCAGGGUGUGAGAUGGCUUUGUUAUUUCCAAUGCGCUCCAAGCACAUCUUCGCAGAAGUAACACCCUCCAUGUCCAUGUCUCUACAAACAUUCACUCUCUGUCUGUGGGCCAAAGUGACUCAGGCUCUUAAUAAAACAGUUCUUUUCUCAUACGGAAGCAAGAUAAACCCUCAAGAGCUCCAGCUUCUUCUGUCAGGUCGCUCACUACUCCUCAAGGUGGGCGGUGACACUGGUCUAGUGGAAGCUCUUGGUGUAGUAACAGAUGGGCAGUGGGGACACUUUUGCGCCACUUGGAGCUCAAAGCAGGGUUUGGCUGAUUUGUGGGUGAAUGGAGAAAGUGUUGCCAGAGUGUCUGGAGUAGCAGAAGGCCACGAACUGCCCAGUGAUGGGUUCAUUUUGCUUGGACAGGAGAUCAGCCGGUCGGGAAUUUACAGAGAUCUGGUCUCAACUGUAGUCUUCACCGGGAAGAUGACAGGGGUGAACAUGUGGGACCACGUGCUGGAGGCGGAGAGGAUUAAAGAGUACGCCAAUCAGGACGGGUCAUGUGAUAGCAGAGGGAAUGUGAUUGGAUGGGGCAUUUCAGAGAUCGUUCCAAAUGGUGGAGCUCAAUAUAUCAACUGAGACUGCACCAAUAUCUACUGGCUAAAGCUGUGUAUUAAGUGUCUUUUAUUAUAUAUAAUUAAUGCUUUUUUUGUGUUUACCUUCACUUUCAUUCCAAAUAUAAUAUAUGCUCUGCUUAAAGGGAUAUUUCACCUAAAAAAUUACAAUUCUGUCAUCGUU